ACGUUCUCGCUGCUCCCGGAAGUCCUGUUGGGUAAGAGGCUGAGCAGCACUGGUGGGGGAGGGUGGUGUGAUGAAGGAAGUUGCACACAUCUACACUUCUCGGAGUGAAGGCGCUGGCUGCCUCCUAGCGCAGUGAGAAGAGGACUGGAGUUGCUUGCUUUCUCCUAGCCGCCGGAGACCCAGCCUGGGAGCGAUGCAGCCACCGCUGCUGCUGGGGGCCCUGGCGGUCCUGCUGGGCGUGGUUGGGGCACUGGAUCCGGCCCUGGAGGAAAUCUGGAGGGGCUGGAAGAGCUUCCAUGGGAAGCAGUAUCCUGAUGAGGCGGAAGCUUUCCGCAGGGCCGUCUGGGAGAAGAACCUGCGGCGGAUUGAGCACCACAACCUGGAGGAGACUCUGGGCAAACACGGCUACCGCCUGGAAAUGAACCACUUCGGGGACCUGACGGACGAAGAGUUUAACCAGCAGCUGAACGGUUUCCUCGCCGACGCCCCCGAGCGACACGGCGGGAAGGCGGCUCUUUUCCACGAGUCGGCUGCUCGGGAGACUCCCAAGGAGGUGGACUGGCGUGCCAAAGGUUAUGUCACGCCUGUGAAAAACCAGGGCCACUGUGGGUCCUGCUGGGCUUUCAGCGCCACUGGAGCCCUGGAGGGCUUGGUCUUCAAGAAGAUGGGCAAACUGGUGUCGCUGAGCGAGCAGAACCUCAUGGACUGCUCCCGGAGGCUGGGGAACAGCGGCUGCCACGGGGGCUACAUCACCCGGGCCUUCCAGUACGUGCGGGACAACGGGGGCAUCAACUCGGAGCUCGUCUACCCCUACCUGGAGAAGGAUGUAUUCAGCUGCCAUUACAACACCCAGGACAAAGCCGCCAACUGCACCUCUUUCCUGCUGGUCCCUCAGGGCAACGAGACGGCUCUGGAGCAGGCGGUGGGCACUGUCGGCCCCGUCUCUGUUGCCGUGGAUGCCAACAACUUCGCCUUCCACUUCUACAAGUCAGGUGUCUUCGCCAGCAGCCAGUGCAGCAACAUCGUGAACCAUGCGAUGCUCGCUGUUGGCUACGGCCCCUGGUCUGAGCAAUGGGGCGAAAAAGGUUACAUCCGCCUGGCGAAAGGAGUCGACAAUCACUGUGGUGUGGCCAAUCAAGCAAGCUACCCUGUCUGGUAG
Pelodiscus sinensis (Chinese soft-shelled turtle) is the source of this 1159-nucleotide messenger RNA. The record is from RefSeq and is a predicted model, not a curated record. NCBI's taxonomy places the organism in Eukaryota, Metazoa, Chordata, Testudines, Trionychidae.